UUUCUUCCCCAGAAUCUCCAAAUUCUCUUCCUGCGACUUCAUUUAAACAAUCUCUACCAAUCUUCCCUCCUUCUCUCUCGUUCUUUUAUAGUACGCUAUCUUUGUGACCGUACUCAAUUUCUAGUCUCUCAUAUAGUUAAUUCACCUUUACCACAGCCAAGAUGCAGCGUGCUCUGUCUUCACGAGCGCGGGCUUCGGUCCUAUCUUCUGCGGCUACUAAAUAUCGAGCUGGUGCGGGACUGUCACAACAGGUCCGAUUUGCGCACAAGGAACUGAAAUUUGGUGUGGAAGGCCGAGCUGCUUUGCUUGCUGGUGUUGAGACCCUCGCUAAAGCCGUUGCCACCACACUCGGUCCCAAGGGUCGCAACGUACUAAUUGAGUCGAGCUAUGGCUCUCCCAAGAUCACAAAGGAUGGUGUCACCGUCGCAAGGGCUAUCAGCCUACAAGACAAGUUCGAGAACCUUGGCGCCAAAUUAUUACAAGACGUCGCAUCCAAGACAAACGAAUCUGCUGGUGAUGGAACUACAAGUGCCACUGUUCUGGCUCGGGCUAUCUUUUCGGAAACCGUCAAGAACGUUGCUGCCGGUUGCAACCCCAUGGACCUACGACGUGGUACCCAGGCCGCUGUUGACGCUGUGGUCGAAUACUUACAAAAGAAUAAGAGGGAUAUAACUACUAGUGAAGAGGUUGCCCAGGUUGCCACCAUCAGUGCGAACGGAGAUACCCACAUUGGCAAGCUCAUUGCCAACGCUAUGGAGAAGGUCGGCAAGGAGGGUGUUAUCACCGUUAAGGAAGGAAAGACGAUGAAUGAUGAGCUAGAGGUCACUGAAGGUAUGCGAUUUGACCGCGGAUAUGUCUCCCCCUACUUCAUUACCGAUGCCAAGGCACAGAAGGUUGAGUUUGAGAAGCCUCUCAUUCUCCUUUCUGAGAAGAAGAUUUCUGCCGUCCAAGACAUCAUCCCCGCUCUCGAGGCUUCCACGCAACUGCGAAGACCUCUCGUCAUUAUUGCCGAGGACAUUGAUGGAGAGGCCCUGGCUGUCUGCAUCCUAAACAAGCUUCGAGGUCAGCUCCAGGUCGCUGCUGUCAAGGCUCCUGGCUUCGGUGACAACCGAAAGUCCGUCCUCGGGGACAUUGCUGUGCUUACCAAUGGUACUGUCUUCACUGAUGAACUCGACAUCAAGCUAGAAAAGGCUACCCCUGAUAUGCUUGGUUCCACCGGCUCUAUUACCAUCACAAAGGAAGACACCAUUAUCCUGAACGGCGAGGGUAGCAAGGACUCUAUUGCUCAACGAUGCGAACAAAUCCGUGGCGUCAUGAGCGACCCCAACACUUCCGAGUACGAAAAGGAGAAGCUACAAGAACGACUUGCUAAGCUUUCCGGUGGUGUUGCUGUCAUCAAGGUCGGUGGCUCUUCUGAGGUCGAGGUCGGCGAGAAGAAGGACCGCUUCGUCGAUGCCUUGAACGCUACUCGGGCUGCUGUUGAGGAAGGUAUCUUGCCUGGUGGUGGUACCGCUCUACUCAAGGCUGCUAGCAAUGCUUUGAAGGAUAUUAAGCCUGGUAACUUUGAUCAGCAACUCGGUGUCAGCAUCGUCAAGAACGCUAUUACCCGACCGGCUAGAACGAUUGUCGAGAACGCUGGUUUGGAAGGUUCUGUCAUCGUUGGCAAGCUCAUGGACGAGUUUGGCAGCGACUUCAACAAGGGAUUCGACAGCGCUAAGGGAGAAUACGUAGAUAUGAUCCAGGCUGGUAUCCUCGACCCCCUCAAGGUUGUACGAACUGGUCUAGUCGAUGCUAGCGGUGUUGCGUCGCUACUGGGCACCACCGAAGUGGCCAUCGUCGAAGCACCCGAAGAGAAGUCUCCCGGUGGCGGCAUGGGUGGCGGCAUGGGAGGUAUGGGUGGCAUGGGCGGUAUGGGCGGAAUGGGUGGAAUGAUGUAACGAGUUCAUGAAUGAACUCUUGUCAUGUAUUAAAAAGUUUGGGAUCGGGAAGCAUUGACCUCGGUGUUACGCGGACGGUUUAAACGUGGCUUUUCAUGUCUUUUACACAUCUCUCAUCUUCUCCCCUCUCCCCUCUGCCAUCUUUCACCCCCCCUCUAUCCCUCCUUGUACUUUGUUCAUACCCUUCUUGAUAUCCCGAACGGCGUUGCAAAAAAGGGUUGUAUACUAGAGCUACAAGUUACGAGCCACGAACUGGCUACCUCCGUCUUGGUAGCUGAUCAUAAUCGAUCUGAUGAUUGAAAAUACGGAUUUCUACUUUCUUAGGCAUCAAAUUUCGGGUUAUUGACAGGUAGACACUUCUGCCUAGCCAUUGAGAUGACAUUAUGUUGUGAUAUGUAUGGGAUGACGAAUCCCAUGUGGCUCAUUCUGAAUAGUAGCUCGGUAGUGGCGGUAAGUAAGGUACUAUGUAUUGUACUGUACCUGACAGCGCUAGCGCUACCUUGACGCCCAAGCAAUUAUAUGAUUUGGAACAAGGGGGAAUGACCAAGGGAAUAAAGAAAACAAAGAGCAUCCAUAGGUUGUAUGUAAGUCGUAGAACAAUAACUAUAUUGAGAAAAGUCACGUGUUAAAAAUGUGAUGAAAUUUUAGAAAUUUAGAAAUUUUGUUGCCCGUCACUCGUUGCCCGAUGGUCGACCCAGU
Molecule: messenger RNA, 2636 nt
Organism: Hypoxylon fragiforme
Lineage: Eukaryota; Fungi; Ascomycota; Sordariomycetes; Xylariales; Hypoxylaceae
Product: heat shock protein 60
Exons: 3
Coding region: 162-1937 (591 amino acids)
Biological process (GO): apoptotic mitochondrial changes; protein import into mitochondrial intermembrane space; mitochondrial unfolded protein response
Cellular component (GO): mitochondrial matrix; mitochondrial inner membrane
Molecular function (GO): protein-folding chaperone binding; ATP-dependent protein folding chaperone; ATP binding
Source: RefSeq, a predicted model, not a curated record